GGGCGCGUUUUCAGGAGGAGGCGCUGCUACUGAGAGAGAAAGAGAAAGAAGUGAAGCCAGGGCGCUCAGCACAGCCAGCAUGGCGAGCCAAAGGGACUCCACACACACUAAAACACGGAUUAACGUGCUUCUGCGACUCCUGCAGCUUUUCCUGCCGUACAUUCAACACGGAGGAGCUCAGUUUCAAGCUCUGACUCAGAUGUCCGGUGUGGUUGAAGUUUGGCAGGCUGAGGACGCAGAUUUCUUCAUGCCAUCGCAGGCGGAGGAGCAGCACAGUGAUAAUGUUCCUCGAGAGGAGAGCUCCUCGUUUUAUGUGCAGGAGAGUCGGAGACCGCUCCAGUUUCAGCCGGCCACGCUGGACUUCGGACAACAGCCGGUGGGGCUGCCGAGAGCCGAAACUGUAAAUAUCCACAACCCCAGCCCGGAGCUCCCAGUCUCUCUGCUCUCUGUGUUUACAUCCAGCAGACAUUUUCACAUGCCUUCCUUCCACAGAAGGGUGAUCCCACCCAGAGGGAGAACAUCUUUUAAAAUAAUUUUCCUCCCCACAGUGGAGGGCAAUGAAGAAAUCACUUUAUUUAUUAACACAUCAACCCAUGGGCUGAUAUCAUACCAGGUUUUUGGGGUCGGUGUCCAUGGGGGGUCAGUCAAGGACGUCCAUAGAAAAGACAGCGUUCUGUUAUUCCCCCACAUACAGAGCAUUAAUCUAACACAAACUCAGGAAGAUGCUUCUAAUAUAACAAUUUUAGGUCUGCUGCUUGAUUGCAGUUUACCAAAAAUGUUCUACGGUCAGCCCCAGGGUUGGUGUUUAGUAUCCGAGGAGGGCAGGUUUGUGCUUCGGAUCAGUCUUUCUGAAAGAGGAGACAAACACCUGGACAAACUCAAGCCGUACGUGCUGGAGAACAUUGUGGUGCUUCUGGUCCUCCCUCCACCAGAAGAUGCUGCCGCAGAUCCCAGGACAGGAGUGUUCGUGUUGAACUCGGGGGUCAAACAGCUCUUUGUGAAGGAGAUCCAGCUCUUGUCCAGAACAGACAGCAGUGUUGAGCUGACUGAAGUGCUGCUCAAGCCUUCCGCUGUGAAUUUCACUCGAGUGGCUUCGCUCUUCUGUAGACGCUCUUUGUCGGCUAAAAGUAAAAGAUGUCCGAGUCAGGUCGGCUUAGAGAUUUUAGCAAACAGAACGGUGAAUUUCUAUCCACUGCUGGAAAGCACACACAGACGGUUCGGCUCUGAGCUGAGUUCUUUAGUUCAGGUGCGUCAGAAGCAGCGGGGCUCGGAGCAGCUCGAGCUCUGGAUGUUUAACCCCUUCUCCACCAGCUUCAGAGUCACUAGCGUCUCGCUGUCCCAGCACAGACUCUUUAAGUUUGUAAAUUUGACAAAGUCCCUGGAAGUGAGGCCUGGGAGCUGGAAGCUUCUGUCUCUUCAGCUGCUCAGCCAGACUUUACCCACAAUCCUCAGAAGCACAGUGACUCUGAGAACCAGUGUGGGGACUGCACUGGAGCUUCACCUCCAGACAUACUCUUCUUCCUCAAAGCAGGGAGAUGUUAUGUUUGAGUCUGCUGAGGAGUGUGAACGUCUCUGUCCUCUCCGCUUGUCCAGAGCAGGACAUGUUGAGUGGCAGCAAACCCUUCUCCCAGAAUCCUCCUCAUCUCUCUGGAGAGUGGACAGCAGUCUGGCCGCUGCGCUCUGUAGCCGUUGGCAUUGCAGCAAAGAGCUUUCCUGCAGGUGGCCCAGACUUCCUGUAAACCACUCUUCACCGCUGGACUUCGGGGCCACACCUGUCAAUGACAGCAAGGUAAAGAAUUUCACUCUGAAGAACCCGACGGCUUCGGUGGUUUCUGUGGAAAUCCGAACCCUCUCCUCAUACCCGGUGCCGCUCGAAGCCCUCGACCUGCUGACCAAAUGGUUUAAUAUUAGCCCUCUUUCUGUGAACAUCACUACAGCAGAGUUUCUUCUGUCGGCUGCUAACCAUAAGGGCGGUGUGUUGAGGUUCCUCCUCCGGCCGUGGGAGUCGAGGACGGUUUCGGUGGUGUACCAACCCACAGAACACAAGCAUGUCACUUCACUGCUCCUCAUCAGGAACAACCUGACUGUGUUUGACAUGGUUCUGGUUAAAGGCUUCGGGGCAAAGGAGCUCCUGCGAGUGGGAGGGAAGCUCCCCGGUCCUGCAGCCUCACUGCGCUUCAACGUGCCCCAGUCCACCCUCAUGGAGUGCAGAGACGGUUUACAAUCAAGUAAGCCCUUGUUUUCCAUCCAGAAGAGCUUUAAGGUGGAGAAUGCAGGCGAGCUGCCGUUGACUGUAGUGUCCGUGAGCAUUAAUGGAUAUAAAUGUCAAGGUUAUGGCUUUGAGGUGCAAGAAUGCAGGUCUUUCCAAGUGGACUACAACUCGUCCUCAGAAAUCACCAUCGCAUUCACUCCAGACUUCACCUCUUCGUGGGUGAUCAGAGACUUGACUCUGGUGACAGAACGAGGCUCCUUUUUCCACUUCACCCUCAACGUGACUCUUCCUCACCACAUGCUGCCUCUGUGUGCUCAGGUGGUCCCGGGGCCCAGCUGGGAGCAGCCCUUCUGGAUCAUCACACUGGUCUUCACCUGUUCCUCUCUAGCUGCUGUUUGUCUGAUGGCUUUCCGUCAAGCUCAGCACAUUCUGAGCGAGUUCUCCACACCGAGUCCACGUAGCAAUCACAACUCCGUACCUCGUGAAAAUAGCAGCGUCAGCCACAGCUCCUCAAACGGGGUCAGUAGAGGAAAAGGCAGCUGUAAGAGCUACACUGACACGAGCCAGCCGUCUGAUAAAGGCAAAGGGAGGGGAUCUCCAGCUGUGGCCAACGGGACGAUUCGGACGCAGUCCUCAUCCAAGAAGAGUUCAGGAGCGUCUUCCCAGCCUCCAAAGAAGCAAACGAAGGUGUCGUUCCUUUACGGUCGAUAUAAGAACAGCCCCGCGUCUGCUGCUGCUGGCGUUUCUGCCGCCUCGGACUGCUGCAGUCCUCCCACCGACGAAGAUCGAGAGCGCAGCUUUGAGUCGGACCCAGAAGUUUGUCAUAACAAUAACAACGACAUAUUAGACGAAAGCCUUCUCCCCGCCGAGAAGAAAAAGCACUUUAGAGAGUCCAGAGUGGACGAGGCAGUGCCAGCUGAUAUGUUUCCUAUGGAAACCCUUCCGGAAAGCAUCAUAGCAAGCAGAGUCCCUCAGCCUGAGGAUGAAGCAGAGGAAAACCAGGAGUGUAAAAGAAAAAAUCAUGCAGAAACAAGAGAUGAUGUAGAUGAAGAGAAGACAGAGAGAGUCAGCAGUCUGAAGAAGAGACCGGAGGAAGAUGCAGAACUCGGAGUGUCAGCUUCCAGCAUCAAAGCCAAGAGAAACACGGGCAGGAGUCGCAGGAAGGCUCCGGAGCUCAUUCCUGGGCUUCCUGAAAACAGCGUCGUCAUGGUAACAGAGAGUGAGAGAGAAUCUCAGCAUAAUGCUGCUCGAACCCGCAACACGGAGCCUGAACCAACUGAAGCAGGAGCCGAUCCAGACAGCCCUGUCAAACACAGCGGUACGUGUUUGAGCAGACCGAGGCGUAAAUGUCCGGAGCGCCGUCUUCAGUGGGAGUCGGGCUCUGAUUCUAGCAGUUCAUCAGGCAGUGUGAGAGCCAGCCGAGGGUCCUGGGGCAGCUGGAGCAGCGCUAGCAGUGUGGAGGGAGAGAAGGACCCCAACAGACAUCCCUGCAGGAGAGACAACAACCAGUACCACCCGUAUCCAAAAGACCGGGAAUGUUACAGGAACUAUUCCUACAAAACUCAAAGCAUGAACAAUCUGUGUGUCAGGGAAGCGUGCCAGGGCCCAGACGUGUGUCCUGCGCCGGCUCUCGAUGUAGCCGCAUGUGUGGACAAAAGCAUCGACACAGUCGGCUGUAAUGUGAUUGAAGAGACGUGGUCACCCGCCUCGGUUCCUCUGACCAAUGAAUUCAGGUACAACAUGAGCGAAUCCCUCCCGUUCGUCCCCCAGAGUCCCUCAUCGGGAUACCACAGCUUCCCCUGGAACAACACGAACAGCCAGCAUGCGAGUCCUUAUCCCUACAGAGAUCAGACCAACUACAUGCCGACAGGUAACGGCAAUUACCAAAAUGCAUUCUCAUGCCAUGAAAGCCAAAGCGUGACGCACAGCCAUCAGCCGGUCUGGGGUGAGAACACCACCCAAAACAUCAACUCCACCUGGGACACCAGCAAGCCAUACUUUUCAGGAACCAGAAGUCUGUCACCCAUGUCCAGUCUGUUUGGCUCGAUCUGGACUCCUCAAAGCGAGCCUCACCAGAGUCACUUCCGCUCGGAGCGGACCGUGCAUGUCUCGCCCGUCGCACCCUUCAGCCGCGAACCGGGCGGCGCCUGCCAGAGAAAACAGUACUCCAGCUUCAAUCCCUUUGGACCACACAUGCAUUUUGACAUAUGGAACUCCUCCUCAAACCGGAGCUCCAACUCCCAGCUCUCCAGCGAUUCAGGCUACUGCGGGGAGAUGUGAGGAAACCAGGAAGAAGAGAAUGUGCUUUUAUCUGUAACGGGGGAAAAUGUGAAUAUUCUUCUUUCUUUUAUGUUCGUUGUUGUGCUAAGUUUCUGGAUUUUGUUGUAUAUUUUUCUAGACGUUUUGCAAGUUUGACCUUUGAAAAUAAAAAAAAAAGUUUUGUACUUGA
Molecule: messenger RNA, 4661 nt
Organism: Cyprinus carpio (common carp)
Lineage: Eukaryota; Metazoa; Chordata; Actinopteri; Cypriniformes; Cyprinidae
Product: transmembrane protein 131-like
Cellular component (GO): membrane
Source: RefSeq, a predicted model, not a curated record